AUGAACCCAGUACAGGUGCUCGCAUCGCGGCUGCGUCUCGCCAAUGGCAACCUACACAUCAAGCUCAGCAGAGACUCUCGCCACGAUAUCCUCGUCGACAAGGAUAUUGUCAAGGACGCUUGUCGAGCCCUCGAGCCACGUCUGCGAUCUCGAGAUGACCCUCGCUACAUCGCCAAAUUCGACUCCUCAAGCAAAGUCCUCCUUCCUGGCAACGACCAACCGACCAAUGUCUUCACCAUUGCGCUGAAGUUUAUCGACAGCACAUUCGUCCUCGAAGGCAGUACCUUUGAAGACAUUCCCAGAGAUAUCGACAGCUACUGGUCCUUUGACCAAUCUGUGCUCGCUAUUGAUUGGCCUGAGCCGAACUGCCGUCUUUCCCCUGUCAAGCACGACCCCGGGGACGCUACGAUUGCACGACAAUACAUUGCCCUCUUCAACAUCCUCCAUGGUCGCCCACUAAUCAUUCGAGAUCUGCCUCCUUACGACCUACCUCUCAAAAAGACCGAGCAUUUGGACUGGCACGUCGAGUUCGUCGUUGAGAUGUGCGCCAGGGCUGAGUAUCUCGAUUGUCUGCCUCGCAUCACAAAGCCGAUUCUGGAUGCUCUGUUCUCGGAGCCUCUUUUCGGGCAAACCGUGGCGGAAGAUCCAGCUCGAUACCUCAUCCUGGCCGAAAAGCUUCACAGCAAAGAGCUCUACUUCGACUGUCUUCGCCAGAUGUUGGCCCGGCCCAAUGACGAGGCUCACCGCCCAUUCUUACUCGAACUUUUCGACAUGACCGACUUUGACUUUACCGACUUCACCACUCAAAACCUCAAGUACCAGCAGCAAGCCAUCCAGACUUUGCGACGUAAUCUCCGUCAGCUGGAGUUAUUCCAAACCUGGUCUAGAGAUUGGGAUGGUGUCAACAGAGACGACAAGUACACCACCUACUUGAGCAAAGCGAAAUACGAUCGACUCCCCAAGAACGUCCGCAAGAGUCCCGAGAAGAAGGUUGCUGCACAAGCCACAGCAAACUCAGCUGCAGCGAUCGAGAUGGUCGCUCGAUCGCAAUGGGGCCAGUACAUGGCGCAGAUGGAAGUUGGCGACCGCAUCUUCAUCAACAGAUACAGACGUGCUUUACCAGCAGGUCCACUGUGCUAUGCGAUCCGCGAUAUCGAGAAGCACGCAGCCUCGAAGAAUCCGUCUCUGCUCUUUGGAAAGGCAGCGGCCCGGCGACUUGCCAAGAUCAUGCAUUUCGACGAGAGCUCCAAUGUUGAGCUAGGGGAGGUUCUCAAUGCCAUCGUCCUGAAGGCGAAUGACAUUAUCAAGGAGGCUCUCUCCCCGGACGUCAUGUCUGACAGUAACGGCGAAACACUGGUCUGA
Messenger RNA from Zasmidium cellare ATCC 36951, 1362 nucleotides. RefSeq lists its product as uncharacterized. The transcript has a single exon. Lineage: Eukaryota; Fungi; Ascomycota; Dothideomycetes; Mycosphaerellales; Mycosphaerellaceae. The record is from RefSeq and is a predicted model, not a curated record. Bases 1 to 1362 code for a protein of 453 amino acids.